AUGACAGUUCGGCCAGAGAGCGUCGAGGAAUGGUGCCACCUUGUGCCGCAUCUGCUCUCCGACAUGGGAUGGCAUUUGAUCGUACAGAGUCCCACAACUGAAAUGUCACACUGCAGCAGCCCUUGGGGCGGCAGCCUUUUAAAGCUUCUUGUUCGCGAUGUAAUGGUCAUGGAUCCUCCCGAGGAUCCAGCUGAGAUCCUGAUCCGCCCAGAGACCCGAGCAUGGAGUUGGCAAUCCCAGCCGGCUUUGAGCGGGGAAGCUUGUGAAGAGCUGAGCGUCAUUGCGCCUGGUGACUGUGUGCUUCAUUGGUGGGGAGAUUGGAAACUCGUGCAACUUUGCAACGUUAUGUUUGGCGUCCUGGACAAGGAGUCGACGUACUUGAACUUUGGUCGCCAGGUGGAAGUACGAGACCGUCUCCGGCGAAAUUUUCCGAUGAAAGGUGAUUGCACCGUGGCUCUGCACGACCAUCACCAAGCGUUUGACUAUCUGAUGCUUUGCCGUCCACAAAGUCAGGAAAGGUAUUACUCAGUGUACCUUGUCUUCGGGAUUACCACAGACAUGAAUCUUUGCAAAUGGGCAGCUCCACAUCUACGCCUGAUGUUGGACGUCGCAAGGUCCACCACUGCCUGGUACUUGAAUCGGGAGGGCCUGGAAGUGGAGCGAUGCAGGGAUCGGAAGCUCUAUUUGGUUCUCACCAUCACAAGCUUUCGGCGUGGCUACCCAUUGAUCCCGGCAGAUGCUUCCAAGGAUUCCAUAACAAUCGAUGCCGGCAAGGAGUAUGGGCUCGCUAAUUGGGUCCGCUACCACCCCUCAAUGGUUGGUAGCCGCCACUUCCAUCUGGCAGAUUACCUUCGCCUGUUCUUGGAGAGGCUUGGCGAUGGUGCACUGUUUUACCGGUCUCUGGAUGGACAAGAGCUGUUGCCAUACCAAUGUGUUGUGCGUCAGGUGGACUGGCAAAAAGUCCGCAAUCGUUUUCACGAGGCCUACAUGUUACAGAAAAAGGCAUACCGUCACGCCAAUGGUGGAACAACUACACCCAAAGUCUUUGAGGACAAUCCGCCAAGAUUCUACCAGGAAGAUUGCCAAGCCAGUCUUUCGCAGCGUGCCAAGGUGGCAUGCAGCGAGCUGGGAUUGACAGUGCGAAAUACCUUUGUCGAGUUGAAAGAGGGUGAUGGAGUUCGGGCCAGCAAGCGCUGGCGGACACUGCCUGCGGGCUUCCUAAUUUCAAGUCCUUAA
Molecule: messenger RNA, 1236 nt
Organism: Symbiodinium pilosum
Lineage: Eukaryota; Dinophyceae; Suessiales; Symbiodiniaceae
Source: the annotation of a GenBank genome assembly